Mesorhabditis belari is the source of this 2151-nucleotide messenger RNA. NCBI's taxonomy places the organism in Eukaryota, Metazoa, Nematoda, Chromadorea, Rhabditida, Rhabditidae. The record is from the annotation of a GenBank genome assembly.
AUGUCUGCAUCUGCUGCUGGUAAUUCUGGUGAUGGCGAAACUUUCGCUUUUCAAGCCGAGAUCGCUCAGUUGAUGUCUUUGAUCAUCAACACUUUCUACAGUAACAAGGAGAUCUUCCUUCGUGAACUUGUGUCCAACUCUUCGGAUGCUCUCGACAAAAUCCGUUACCAAGCUCUAACGGAGCCAUCGGAGCUCGAUUCGGGCAAGGAGCUCUUCAUCAAGAUCGUCCCCAACAAGGCCGACAAGACGCUCACCAUCAUCGACACUGGAAUCGGAAUGACAAAGGCUGAUCUUGUGAACAACCUCGGAACCAUCGCCAAGUCUGGAACCAAAUCUUUCAUGGAGGCUCUUCAGGCUGGAGCUGACAUUUCGAUGAUUGGCCAGUUCGGAGUCGGAUUCUACUCUGCUUUCCUGGUUGCGGAUAAGGUAGUUGUGACCUCGAAGAACAACGACGACGAUUGCCACAUGUGGGAGUCAUCGGCCGGAGGUAGCUUCCUCGUCACUGCCGUCAACGACCCAGAAGUGCCUCGUGGUACCAAGAUUGUUCUCUACAUCAAGGAGGACCAGGCCGAGUAUCUCGAGGAGCGCCGCAUCAAAGAAAUCAUCAAGAAGCACUCGCAGUUCAUCGGCUAUCCAAUCAAGUUGCUCGUGGAGAAAGAACGUGAGAAAGAAGUGGAGGACGAAGAAGCGGAGGAAAAGCCCGAAGAGGCAUCUGAGGAAGGAAAGGUCGAGGAUGUCGGCGAAGAUGAGGAUGCGGACAAGAAGGACAAGAAAAAGAAGAAGAUCAAGGAAAAGUACUUCGAAGACGAGGAGCUCAACAAGACGAAACCUAUCUGGACUCGCAACCCCGAUGACAUCUCAAACGAGGAGUACGGGGAAUUCUACAAGAGCUUGAGCAAUGAUUGGGAGGAUCAUUUAGCCGUCAAACACUUCAGUGUUGAGGGUCAACUUGAGUUCCGCGCUCUUCUCUUCGUGCCUCAACGUGCUCCAUUUGAUCUCUUCGAGAACAAGAAAUCGAAGAACUCGAUCAAGCUUUACGUGCGCCGUGUCUUCAUCAUGGAAAACUGUGAGGAGCUGAUGCCUGAGUACCUUAACUUUGUGAAAGGAGUCGUCGAUUCCGAAGACCUGCCUCUUAACAUUUCACGUGAGAUGUUGCAACAGUCGAAGAUUCUGAAGGUCAUCCGGAAGAACCUUGUCAAGAAAUGUGUCGAGCUCUUCGAUGAGAUUGCCGAAGACAAAGACAAUUUCAAGAAGUUCUACGAGCAUUUUGGCAAGAACAUCAAGCUCGGAAUCCAUGAAGACUCCACCAAUCGCAAGAAGCUGUCUGAAUAUCUUCGUUAUGCAACAUCCUCAUCGGAAGAAACCACUUCGCUCAAAGACUAUGUCUCAAGGAUGAAGGAAAACCAGACUCAGAUUUUCUACAUCACUGGCGAGUCGAAGGAAAGCGUUGCCAACUCAGCUUUUGUGGAGCGUGUCCGUUCCCGUGGCUUCGAAAUCCUCUACAUGACUGAUCCCAUCGACGAAUAUUGCGUCCAACAACUCAAGGAGUACGAUGGAAAGAAGCUUGUCUCCGUGACCAAGGAAGGCCUUGAGCUGCCCGAGUCGGACGAAGACAAAAAGAAGUUUGAGGAGAACAAGGUGAAGUUCGAAGGACUUUGCAAGUACAUCAAGGACGUGCUCGAAAAGAAAGUCGAGAAAGUCUCCAUCUCGAACCGUCUCAUCAAUUCACCUUGCUGCGUGGUCACCUCGGAGUACGGAUGGUCUGCCAAUAUGGAGCGGAUCAUGAAAGCUCAGGCUCUUCGUGAUUCAGCAACGAUGGGUUACAUGGCAGGCAAGAAGCACCUCGAGAUCAAUCCCGAACAUCCAAUCAUUGUGAAUCUUUGUGAUCGGGUCGAGGCUGACAAGAGCAACACAAGCAUGAAGACUUCGAAGGAUCUAAUUGUCCUUCUCUACGAAACCGCGCUGCUUUCUUCUGGCUUCACUCUUGAGGAGCCCGGUCUCCAUGCCACUCGCAUCUAUCGCAUGAUCAAGCUUGGUCUCGACAUCGGGGAUGAUGAUGAGGACGCAACCACUGCUGAAACUCCUUCCACUUCUGAGGUUCCAAAGGUCGAGGGUGCUGACGAGGAGAAGAGCCGAAUGGAGGAAGUCGAU